Akanthomyces muscarius is the source of this 990-nucleotide messenger RNA. RefSeq lists its product as uncharacterized. The record is from RefSeq and is a predicted model, not a curated record. The transcript is spliced from 3 exons. Bases 1 to 990 code for a protein of 329 amino acids. NCBI's taxonomy places the organism in Eukaryota, Fungi, Ascomycota, Sordariomycetes, Hypocreales, Cordycipitaceae.
AUGCAAUCUUCAAAAGGUCGCCCAGUAAUUGUCGUGCUCGGCACGACAGGAAAUCAAGGCGGCGGCGUUGUCCAGGCGCUCCUCAAGUCUGGAAAGUGGCACGUCCGAGCCGGAACAAGCAAUCCCGAUUCGAACAAGGCCAAGAAACUCCUGGAGGGAUCUAAAGAUAGCUUGGAGCUGGUUGAAGUUCAUCCUUAUCAGGUUGAAACGCUUCAAAAAGCUUUUGCUGGCGCCUAUGGAGUUUUUGCCAUUACCAGCGAGAGACAUCCCGAUCGGAAACUGGUGCACGAGGAUGAGAUGACGCACGAGAUUGAGGCUGGCCGGAACAUAGUGCAAGCUGCCGUGGAAUGCAAUGUGAAGCAUUUCGUGUUCAGCAGUCUGCCUGAUAUGACCAAGGUGACUUCCGGUCGCUACCCCAAGCUCUACCACAUGAGCAACAAGCACGCGGUCGAGGUGGUUGCGAGGGAACAGCUCCAGCAGAGGGUUACAUGCCUGGUGCCAGGGUUCUUUUAUUCCAAUCUGCAGUGGGCACAGUACUCUCGGCGUCUGGAAGACGGCACAAUAAGAUUUUGUUAUCCUCUUCCAUCGGACCAAAACGCCCAGUGGACUGAUCCUGCAUAUGACAUGGGAGUUUACGCAGCGAAGGUAUUCGAAUUGGGCCCUGAACGCACAGGGGGCGAAACCUACUACCCAAUGAGCUCUUCCAUCACACCGCAGCAGAUGGCUGAGACGUUUACCCGUAUCACCGGCCAGAGGGCUUACCAUGACCCGACCUCGGCGGAGGAGUUUGGUGACUUGACGGCUCCCUUGGUAGGACCAGCCUUUAAGGAUGAUGCGAUGCAAAUGAUGCAAUGGGCCGCGGAGACACCAAAGGACACGGUUGCAUACGGCUCCAAACAAAUCUCUGCGGACGCUCUCGGACUGGCUGCGAGCUCGUUUGAAGAAUGGCUCAAGCGAACUGGCUGGACUGGACCGGAGCAUGGCCAGUGA